Hipposideros armiger (great roundleaf bat) is the source of this 3082-nucleotide messenger RNA. RefSeq names its product potassium voltage-gated channel subfamily H member 2 (gene KCNH2). NCBI's taxonomy places the organism in Eukaryota, Metazoa, Chordata, Mammalia, Chiroptera, Hipposideridae. Bases 280 to 2952 code for a protein of 890 amino acids. The record is from RefSeq and is a predicted model, not a curated record. Gene Ontology annotation, biological process: membrane repolarization during cardiac muscle cell action potential; regulation of heart rate by cardiac conduction; potassium ion transmembrane transport. The transcript has 9 exons. Gene Ontology annotation, molecular function: inward rectifier potassium channel activity. Gene Ontology annotation, cellular component: plasma membrane.
GACGCGGCGGAGCGGGACCAGCGGCUCGGCGGGGUCCGGCAGACAGGUGUGCGGGCGGCCCGAGCUCAGGCGGCUCCAGGCCGGGCCCGCGGUCCGGAGCCGGGAGCCGAUCGGGGACCUCGCGCCCGCAGCCCAGUCUCGGCCUCGCCGGUGCUCUACUUGGCCGCGCGGUGCGGGGACCACGGCCGGGCCGGGCCACCCAAAGCCUAGUUAGUGUUGGGCCGGGCCGGGCCGGGCCGGGGUGGGUGGGGGCCCGCCCGGCCCGCCCAUGGGCUCAGGAUGCCGGUACGGAGGGGCCACGUCGCGCCGCAGAACACCUUCCUGGACACCAUCAUCCGCAAGUUUGAGGGCCAGAGCCGCAAGUUCAUCAUCGCCAACGCUCGGGUGGAGAACUGCGCCGUCAUCUACUGCAACGACGGCUUCUGCGAGCUGUGCGGUUACUCGCGGGCCGAGGUGAUGCAGCGGCCCUGCACCUGCGACUUCCUGCACGGGCCGCGCACGCAGCGCCGCGCUGCCGCGCAGAUCGCGCAGGCCCUGCUAGGCGCCGAAGAGCGCAAAGUGGAGAUCGCCUUCUACCGGAAGGAUGGGAGCUGUUUCCUGUGCCUGGUGGACGUGGUGCCCGUGAAGAAUGAGGAUGGGGCUGUCAUCAUGUUCAUCCUCAACUUUGAGGUGGUGAUGGAGAAGGACAUGGUGGGGUCCCCGGCCCGUGACACCAAUCACCGCGGUCCUCCCACCAGCUGGCUGGCCCCAGGUCGCGCCAAGACCUUCCGCCUGAAGCUGCCAGCUCUGCUGGCCUUGACGGCCCGCGAGUCCUCCGUGCGGCCCAGCAGCGCGGGCGGCGCAGUCAGCGCGGGUGCCCCAGGGGCGGUGGUGGUGGACGUGGACCUGACAUCCGCGGCGCCCAGCAGCGAGUCGCUGGCCCUGGACGAGGUGACAGCCAUGGAUAACCACGUGGCAGGGCUCGGGCCGACGGAUGAGCGGCGCGCGUUGGUGGGCCCCAGCUCCCCGCCCGCCUGUGCACCCGGCCCGCACCCGUCGCCCCGGGCGCACAGCCUCAACCCGGAUGCCUCGGGCUCCAGCUGCAGCCUGGCCCGGACGCGCUCCCGAGAGAGCUGCGCCAGCGUUCGCCGAGCCUCCUCGGCCGACGACAUCGAGGCCAUGCGCACUGGGGCGCUGCCCCCGCCGCCACGCCACGCCAGCACCGGGGCCAUGCACCCCCUGCGCAGCAGCCUGCUUAACUCUACGUCAGAUUCGGACCUCGUGCGUUACCGCACCAUUAGCAAGAUUCCCCAAAUCACCCUCAACUUUGUGGAUCUCAAGGGCGACCCCUUCCUGGCUUCACCUACCAGCGACCGGGAGAUCAUAGCACCAAAGAUAAAGGAGCGGACCCACAAUGUCACUGAGAAGGUCACCCAGGUCCUGUCCCUGGGUGCAGACGUGCUGCCGGAGUACAAGCUGCAGGCACCACGUAUCCACCGUUGGACCAUCCUGCACUACAGCCCCUUCAAGGCCGUGUGGGACUGGCUCAUUCUCCUGCUGGUCAUCUACACAGCCGUCUUCACACCCUACUCGGCUGCCUUCCUGCUGAAGGAGACGGAGGAGGGCCCCGCAGCCCCCGACUGCGGCUACGCCUGCCAGCCGCUGGCCGUGGUGGACCUCAUCGUGGACAUCAUGUUCAUUGUGGACAUUCUCAUCAACUUCCGCACCACCUAUGUCAAUGCCAACGAGGAGGUGGUCAGCCACCCUGGUCGCAUCGCCGUCCACUACUUCAAGGGCUGGUUCCUCAUCGACAUGGUGGCCGCCAUCCCCUUCGACCUGCUCAUCUUUGGCUCUGGUUCGGAGGAGCUGAUCGGGCUGCUGAAGACCGCUCGGCUGCUGCGGCUGGUGCGCGUGGCGCGGAAGCUGGACCGCUACUCGGAAUACGGGGCAGCCGUGCUCUUUCUGCUCAUGUGCACCUUCGCGCUCAUCGCGCACUGGCUGGCCUGCAUCUGGUACGCCAUCGGGAACAUGGAGCAGCCGAACAUGGACUCCCACAUCGGCUGGCUCCACAACCUGGGUGACCAGAUCGGCAAGCCCUAUAACAGCAGUGGCCUGGGCGGCCCCUCCAUCAAGGACAAGUACGUCACGGCACUCUACUUCACCUUCAGCAGCCUCACCAGCGUGGGCUUCGGCAACGUCUCCCCCAACACCAACUCGGAGAAGAUCUUCUCCAUCUGCGUCAUGCUCAUUGGCUCCCUUAUGUACGCCAGCAUCUUCGGCAACGUGUCGGCCAUCAUCCAGCGGCUAUACUCGGGCACCGCCCGCUACCACACGCAGAUGCUGCGGGUGCGUGAGUUUAUCCGCUUCCACCAGAUCCCCAACCCACUGCGCCAGCGCCUCGAGGAGUACUUCCAGCACGCCUGGUCCUACACCAAUGGCAUCGACAUGAAUGCGGUGCUGAAGGGCUUCCCAGAGUGCCUGCAGGCCGACAUCUGCUUGCAUCUGAACCGCUCGCUGCUGCAGCACUGCAAGCCCUUCCGAGGGGCCACCAAGGGGUGCCUGCGGGCCCUGGCCAUGAAAUUCAAGACGACACAUGCGCCGCCAGGCGACACGUUGGUGCACGCGGGGGACCUGCUCACUGCCCUCUACUUCAUCUCCCGGGGCUCCAUCGAGAUCCUGCGGGGAGACGUCGUGGUGGCCAUCCUGGGUAUGGUGGGGACUUGGUGCGGGGCUGGAAGUGCCUGCCGAGGCCCGGAGAGAGCCGAACCCUCUGAGUGUAUAGACUGCCUGCAGGGACCUUGGGUUCCUUUAAUUCACCCAAGCUCAGGCCCUCAAGGACCAGUAGAGAGGAGCCCUACAGGGGGUGGGGCUGCUGAACUCUGGGAUUCCCCUGCCUCUGUUUGCCUUCAGGGUCUCCUCAUAGGCUGUGAUACCCUGACUUCCUUAAAGCAGCACCAAACCCAGAUGCUCUGAGUUGGGCAAUAGAGGGAGAUUAGGCAUCUCAUUUUACUAAGCUCCUGCAGCCUCAUGCUAUACAAACAAGCCCAGCCCUCGCUGUCUGCAAAGCAAAGGCAGUCCUGCCCCCUUUCCCCUCCGGCCUCUU